AUGCCUGACUUCGGACAAGCCACUGAGCUCAAGGCAUGGUCGGCCCUCGUUGACCAUCAUAACGCCGUCGGCCGCAACAUCGUCCUCAAGGAGGCAUUCGAGAAAGACCCCCAGAGAUUUGACAAAUUCAAGAGAGUCUUCAAGAACUCCGUAGACAACUCGGAAAUCUUGUUCGACUUUUCCAAGAAUUUCAUCACCGAGGAGACCAUUGAACUACUGGUCAACCUUGCAAAAGAAGCUGGACUCGAAGAGAAGCGAGACGCUCUUUUCGCUGGAGACAAAGUCAACUUCACGGAGCAUCGAGCUGUCUUCCACCCUGCUCUUCGCAAUGUCACAAAUGACCCGAUGUCCGUGGAUGGCAAGAGUGUCGUCGAAGACACCAAUGCCGUCCUAGAUCACAUCAAGGAAUUCACCGAGCAGGUCCGCAGCGGCGAAUGGAAGGGUUAUACAGGCAAGAAGAUCAACACCAUUGUCAACAUCGGUAUUGGUGGAUCUGAUCUUGGUCCUGUCAUGGUCUCCGAAGCUCUCAAGUACUAUGGAGAUAGAAGCCUGAAACUUCAUUUCGUCUCCAACAUUGAUGGCACACAUAUUGCAGAAGCUCUCAAGGACUCGGAUCCAGAGACAACUCUCUUCCUUAUCGCCUCAAAGACCUUCACAACAGCCGAAACCGUCACAAACGCCAAUACCGCCAAAUCAUGGUUCCUCAAGUCAGCAAAGGAAGAGGACAUCGCAAAGCACUUCGUUGCCCUCUCUACAAACGCUGAAGAGGUUGCCAAGUUCGGCAUUGAUACCAAGAACAUGUUCGGUUUUGAGAGCUGGGUGGGUGGAAGAUACUCAGUCUGGUCAGCAAUUGGUCUGUCUGUGGCUCUUUACAUUGGUUAUGACAACUUUCACCAAUUUUUGGCCGGUGCCCACGCUGUCGACGAGCACUUCCGGAAAACUCCUCUUCAUGAGAACAUUCCUGUCAUUGGUGGCCUACUGAGUGUCUGGUACUCCGACUUCUUCGGAGCUCAAACUCAUCUGAUUGCACCUUUUGACCAAUAUCUUCACCGAUUCCCAGCUUACCUACAACAAUUGACCAUGGAGUCAAAUGGUAAGGCAGUCACUCGUAACGGCGAGUAUGUCAAGUACACCACCGGUGCCAUCUUCUUCGGCGAGCCAGCCACAAACGCACAGCACUCAUUCUUCCAGCUGUUGCAUCAAGGCACCAAGCUUAUCCCCACCGAUUUUAUCCUAGCUGCCAACUCCCACAACCCAGUUGAGGGAGGUGUCCACCAGAGAAUGUUGGCCUCCAACUUCCUCGCUCAGGCUGAGGCUCUUGCCAUUGGCAAGUCGCCCGAAGAGGUCAAAGCCGAGGGUGCACCAGAUGAGUUGGUUGCUCACAAAACCUUCCUCGGAAACAGACCCACCACCAACAUCCUGGCCGACAAAAUCACCCCCGCCACAUUGGGUGCUCUUAUCGCUUACUACGAGUGGUUGGUCUUCACAGAAGGUAUCGUGUGGAAUAUCAACAGUUUCGACCAGUGGGGUGUUGAGUUGGGCAAGGCUCUGGCUAAGAAGAUCCAAAAGGAACUCGAGACCGAAGGUGCUGGAUCUGGCCAUGACUCCUCGACGUCUGGUUUGAUCGCUGCCUUCAAGGCUAGAGGCGGUUUGAAGUAG
Messenger RNA from Exophiala bonariae, 1659 nucleotides. RefSeq lists its product as uncharacterized. Gene Ontology annotation, biological process: glucose 6-phosphate metabolic process; gluconeogenesis; glycolytic process. The transcript has 2 exons. Gene Ontology annotation, molecular function: glucose-6-phosphate isomerase activity; monosaccharide binding; carbohydrate derivative binding. Gene Ontology annotation, cellular component: cytosol. Lineage: Eukaryota; Fungi; Ascomycota; Eurotiomycetes; Chaetothyriales; Herpotrichiellaceae. The record is from RefSeq and is a predicted model, not a curated record. Bases 1 to 1659 code for a protein of 552 amino acids.